UAUGGCGUCAAAUGAUGGGGAGAUUGACGCUGAGCAAGCACUACAAGAACUUUUAGAAAAAAAUGCCGAAUCUAUCGAAACAAUGACAUUACGGAUAGUAUUUUGCAAUCCAAUCGGAGGUGACCCAUUCUCUGCAGCUGUCGUAACAACCCAAGAAAAUCUGAGCGCAUUAUACAAUUAUCCGAGUCAGCGAACUAAUCUAUUUAAGUUCAAGCAUGUUUGGGAUGUCGAGAAACUACAUAAACUUAUAAACACGAAGAGAAGACAGGAUAGUGACCAAGAUAAUUGCCCCAAAAGGAUAAAACUUGAACAUGAGUGCGAAGCUGCAGCAUUCAGAUUAUUGGAGGCGUAUCUGAAAGAUUUUGCCUAUCACCAUAAAUGUCUUGAGAAGGUGCUAUUCGGCAGCAAUGAUGUCAUGGAAUCAUCUGCCAGUGCCACUAUGGUUUUAAACACACAUCUGUUUGGACCACUCAGCGACGGAAACUGCAUUGUAGAUAACCACAUGUCGAGACAAGAACACUGUACUUGUAGCUGUGGAUGUGGGAAAGAGAUAAAAAGUGGAAAUACAGGAAUUGGAGUGUCUUCUACUUGGCAUGGCUUUGUAGAUAUGAUUGUGAAAGAACAUCUCCCUGUGACUAUUUCGGAUAUGGAGGAGCCCAGCAUGGAUGAAGAUACAACAGAGGAACAGGAUGAGGGGCAAGAAGAAAUGGAGAAAGACACUAAUACAUUUUGUGUGCAUGAUAAACAAAAAUCUGUUACCAGUCGGCUGAUUGCUGAAACCAUUACAAAUGCCUUUGCACAGGUUAAUACAAAUGAUAGCCUUGCCGGUCUGCCAAUACCAACCUUUGGUUGUGCCCCUCGUCAAAUUUCUGUGUACUUAUACGACUGUAAAAACGAUGUUCUUUUAAAAAAGACUCUACCUUUACAUCUCUUCAAAAGAAAGGAUAGUGCCUCUGCUGUGGUCAUGCUAUGGCUGUACAUGAAUUUCCAAUUGUUUAUGAAAAGAGAUGUUACUGACAUCGAGGCACACUCUGAUCUCUCUGAUUUUCAGGCUCAAUUUUGUUCGUCUGAUGCGAACAUACAGGAAAUCUAUGCAAAAGUGAAAUCUGGGUUUACAGGGUGCGCACAUCCUGAUCAGCCAUCACUGACUAGUGUAGUGAGAACAGACGAAGCGUUCGUAGUGUAAGUUUGGAGAACUGAUAUGUCGACUUAGAAAAACACAAAUAUUGUCUGGAAUAUUUAGAGGUUAUCAGAUGCCCCUCUCCAUAUCCUACUCGGUAUUAGCCUGAACACUCCCAUAUCAGCCUGAGUGGCCGCAGGUUUGAGGGCUGCUAUUGGUCAAGGGCUGAUGAGGAGCAGGAUAUAAAGAUAUGGUCAUACAGUAACCUUUUAAUCAUAUAUUGCUCUGUAACAUCAACAGUUUUGCAAUAACACAUAAAACUCACAGGAAACUUAUACUUCAUGUGCUUAAUACUUAAUCUCAUUCUACCUUAAAUAAAACACACUGGACAAAAUAGCAAAUACAUAUGUAUAAACAGUGUGUACUCUACCAGUUUGAGGUGUGAUUUUUCUGAAAAAGUGUUCAACCAGAAGUUCAAUUGAUUUGGCAAUGCCAAGUGGAUAUAGCGCAUGCUAGGCAGAUUUGGUGCAUACUGGGAAGAUAUGGGAUGAUCCAGGAUAUGGCCUGUGCAUAGCUAACAAUAUCACACAUGCAAAAACUACAUGGAUCACUCUGGCAUUAGAACAUGUGUAUGAUUAACUGUAUUAUUCUCUUAACUUUACACUCAGUUUUAUACAAUGUUCAGUUGUCAGCCAUACUUUACCUCAGUUGUCUUCAGUGUUCAGUUGUCAGCAAUAUUUUAUUCUCCAUUUCUUGUACUUAACCCUCAGUUGUCUUCAAUAUGAAGCUAUCAGUGAUAUGUAUAUCUUUAUACUUGACCUUCAGUUGUCUUCAGUGUUAAUUUGUCAGCGAUUUUUGUAUUCUCCAUUUCUUGUACUUGACCCUCACUUGCCUUCAAUAUUAAGCUAUCAGUGAUAUUUAUAUAUUUAUACUUGACCUUCAGUUGUCUUCAAUAUUCCCUUGUUGGCAAUACUUUAUUCUCCAUACUUUCUGGAACAGUUGUCUUCAAUAUUCCCUUGCGGCAAUACGUUAUUCUCCAUAAUUUCGUGAACAGUUGUCUUCCAUAUUCCCUUGUUGGCAAUACUUUAUUCUCCAUUCUUUCUGGAUCAGUUGUCUUCAAUAUUCCCUUGUCGGCAAUACUUUAUUCUCCAUUCCUUACACUGUGUUGUCUCCAAUGUUAAGCUGUCUUCAAUAUUCCCUUGUUGGCAAUACUUUAUUCUCCAUACUUUCUGGAACAGUUGUCUUCAAUAUUCCCUUGCGGCAAUACGUUAUUCUCCAUAAUUUCGUGAACAGUUGUCUUCCAUAUUCCCUUGUUGGCAACACUUUAUUCCCCAUACUUUCUGGAUCAGUUGUCUUCAAUAUUCCCUUGUCGGCAAUACGUUAUUCACCAUACUUUCUGGAACAGUUGUCUUCAGUAUUCCCUUGUUGGCAAUACUUUAUUCUCCAUACUUUCUGGAACAGUUGUUUUCAAUAAUCCCUUGUCGGCAAUACGUUAUUCUCCAUACUUUCUGGAACAGUUGUCUUCAAUAUUCCCUUGUCGGCAAUACGUUAUUCCCCAUACUUUCUGGAACAGUUGUCUUCAAUAUUCCCUUGUUGGCAAUACUUUAUUCUCCAUACUUUCUGGAACAGUUGUCUUCAAUAUUUCCUUGUCGGCAAUACGUUAUUCUCCAUACUUUCGUGAACAGUUGUCUUCCAUAUUCCCUUGUUGGCAAUACUUUAUUCUCCAUCCUUUCUGGAACAGUUGUCUUCAAUAUUUCCUUGUCGGCAAUACGUUAUUCUCCAUACUUUCUGGAACAGUUGUCUUCAAUAUUCCCUUGUCGGCAAUACUUACUUCUCCAUUCCUUACACUGUGUUGUCUCCAAUGUUAAGCUGUCAGAGAUGUGUUUAUGCUCCAUACCUGACACUUUAAAUCAAAUAAAAAUUCAGCAAAUUAUGCAUAAUUAAUUACAACAUAUGCAAGUGCAUUAAACAUUUUGUGGAUUUCGGGGCAGCUAUUAACUCAUUCACCCCUGAAAUUUCAUAAUGAACUAUUCCAACCAUUGAAUCGGAAGAGUUCAAAUGUGUCUUCAGGGGUGAAUGAGUUAAGAGUACAUUUUAUAAUAUGUAGGCGUGAAUUAUCAGCUUGCUGGAUUAAGUAAGGUCAAACUUGAGAUUUCAUAAAAUCAGGCCCUACUUGUAUAAAACAUAGCAACUUUUGGGACUUCCCCCGGUCUAAGAUUUCUCGUUGGCAGUACAUUGCUUGAGAUUUCCUCAAGUCUAAGAGCUCCCAUAGACAUGCAAUGCUUGAGAUUUUCCUCCACUUUGAGAUGUUGUAUACGAGUGGCCCCAGUUGUGCUUUUGUUAUUGCACUGCAUAGUUUAUUGGAUAACUUUUGUACUUCCCGCAACAGAGUUUGGUGAGGGUGGAGGGUAUAUUGGACUCACCCUGUCUGGCAGUCUGACAUCCUCGAUACUCCAGGGGUUACGUUCACUUUCGCUCUCUGCACCCCUGGAAUAUGUCAUAGCAAAAUUGAAUG
This is a messenger RNA of Mizuhopecten yessoensis (Yesso scallop), 3635 nucleotides long. RefSeq lists its product as uncharacterized. NCBI's taxonomy places the organism in Eukaryota, Metazoa, Mollusca, Bivalvia, Pectinida, Pectinidae. The record is from RefSeq and is a predicted model, not a curated record. Bases 2 to 1186 code for a protein of 394 amino acids. The transcript is spliced from 3 exons.